Messenger RNA from Orbicella faveolata, 1300 nucleotides. Its product is annotated as SAP30-binding protein-like. The record is from RefSeq and is a predicted model, not a curated record. Gene Ontology annotation, cellular component: nucleus. NCBI's taxonomy places the organism in Eukaryota, Metazoa, Cnidaria, Anthozoa, Scleractinia, Merulinidae. Gene Ontology annotation, biological process: regulation of DNA-templated transcription.
GCUCUCAAAACCAUGAUGAACUGAAGUGUUUAAAUAACUUGUGGAUAAGUUCUUCUACCAUUGUUUUUAAUAGAGAUUACUAUGAAUAUAACACUAGCUUUAGGACAAUGUACGUGAGAGUGUCUCGAAACGGAAUUUGAAGGGUCACUGGACUUUGACUAACUUUGCUGGAACGAAUGGGACAAUUUCGAUAAGUCAUUGAUGGCGAUUGUUAGGUCACUUGAUAAUUUCAAAAAGGCAAUCCGUGAAGCUACGGAAGCAUUGAGUAUUUUUUUCCUUCUUUGAACGCCUUUCUUGUGUUUCCCACAGUUGCUAGGCACGUACAUUUAAGUUCGGCAAAGUCCGCCGUCAAGUCCGCAUGGAUUAUCCAUCUGUGCCCGCGAUACACCGAACACGCGUUUGUGACAUGCUCGUCAUACUCAAAAUGGCGGAAAUGGCUGUUCGGUGAAUUGUGGACACAUUUUUGUUUUUAUCAACGCCAGUCUCGUGAAAUAAGGCAUGGAUAAUCCAAGAAUAGGGUCUUUAAAUUCUCUUGCAGAUUAUGGACUUGGUGAAAGUGACAUUGAAGAUUCUGAUGAGGAAGUAGAAAGCAAAGACAAUCAAGUCAAACCGAUAGUUGUGCCGAGACCUUAUGUUGCUCAAGCCAGAGUGACUUCAAGUGCUCGUCUGGUGUCAUAUGAUGAUGUGGCAGAAGAGGAAGAAGACGCCGGAGAAGGUGCUAAAAAUCAGUACAACAGUGAGCAUACAGUACUAAAUAUUUGGUAUGUUUCUUCUUUACAGGAGAAGAUUAUGAAACUCUUGGAAAAGAAACACAGAGGAAACCUUGAUUUAAAUACCAAUAUACAAAAGAGGAAAGACUUCAGAAAUCCAAGUAUUUAUAAGAAGCUGGUGACAUUCCUUAAUAUCGAUGAAACGGGGAGCAAUUAUCCGAAGAGUUUGUUUGACCCAACAUGUUGGCCAGAGGAAUCCUACUAUGAAAAUUUAUCUAAAGCUCAGAAAGAAGCGUACGAAAGAAAGGAGAAGGAAAAAGCAAAACAGGCCAAGACACAGGUUAGUAUGGACAAUUUAUCAAUUUAAGGUAAUAGGAGAAUUUCAGAAAGUUGGAGAAUCUGUAUGCAGUCGAACUUCUCCACAAUGGCCACCUCGGGGACAGAAAAGUGGCCGUUGUAGAGAGGUGGUAGUUAUGAGAAGGUCGGGGUGCGACAUUUUUGUCUUUAAAUUGUAGCAUGUAAGUACGUACUGUAAUACAAUCAGAGACAGAAGCCAAACAGAAACAGAGACCAACGACGCGCGGUAUGGA